CGUGUACUUGUUUGAACAGUCUACAACCUCUACAAACAAUCCUCCUUCUCCAACUUCAACGCUGCUGGUCAUACGCUCUCAACCAUGGCCGAUACAGCGGAUGAACCCCCGAGGAGUUCUAGCCUUGACACACCUCAUGCCGCCGCAUGCAACCACCACGACACACCGCGAGCUGGCUACUGCAGCUGUAUCACACGCGCGAAGAGACUCUGCAGCCGGCGUGCCAAGUUCACAAGCUUGGAACAUCUACCUGCCUGUGGCAUACACCAGUUCUAUGUAGGACGGGCCGGACAGUGUCAAGCCACAGAAGAAUGUGGCCAGCUUUGCAAUCGCCUCACUCCUUACAACGCUCCAUAUCAUCUCUGCGACUCACACAUAGGCACAACAACACUUCCGUCCUACCUCAUGCGACUCCCAACCGAACUACGUUUGAUGACCUUUCGUUAUCUCUUUCCGGAGGUCAUCGACGUUAGCACCGAAGGCACCAAGCGCGUUCGUAGUGCUAUCCUCAAGGUGAACCGCCAGAUUCACGAAGAAGCCUCUUCAGUUCUAUACGGCGAACUGCAAUUCAAAGCAACAGUUUCCUCAACAUACAUUCACUUCCUUGGCAAGUACUGGUUCCGGCAUAUGCAUACAUUAGCCAAACAGUUUUGUCAAGCUGGCGCCCGAAGAAUCCUAAAUCUUGAUAUUGAGAUCUCUUUCAGCAACGCAUCCAGGGCGCCUAGAGGAAUCGAGAUGUUUGGAAUCAGCCGAGAGGAGCAAGAGCUGUAUGAGCUCAGAGACAGCGUACGCAAGCUUGUCGGCAUACUGAAGCCAUCAUCAACAUCGUCAACCAAUCUGCCAACGCUCAAACGACUAGAAGUAAGCUCAGAUUUUCAAACCCGAUAUCGGUGGAAAUCUGACGAGCUUAUCGCAGCUCUCUUCUUUGUCUUAGGACCUUUCCGAGACCUAGGCAAAGUCGAAACACCUGUACUAACCCUUCCCUCUACAAAAGUCCUGUCACCCUACACUCCCUUUUACCAUGAGAGCAGGAGAGCUAUUGCGGAUGCAAGGCAGAGCGAAACGUACCGCCAGUUGAAGAAGAAGUGGUCGAGGUCGAUGAAGUGUACAUCUCCAGCCAAUGGUAACGUCCAAAGCAACGCGAUCGUCCUGCAAAAGGCCUUCCAGAAGAUCGAGGACUUCUUCCAGCUCCUUCAAGGUCCAGAUUCGGGCAGAGAAGUUUGGACAUCUACAGUUUUCCAAUACUUCGAAUGCCCCUUACAUCUUGCUCGUGUAGCCUACGAAAACGGUGAUAUCGAGAGUAUCAACAAAAUUCAAGACGCUAUCAGUAUAAGAUGGAUCAACGCCCACCGACGGCAGCAGCGAUCUUUGCAGACAGUUGCAAACUGUAUAAGCAGUAUGUUCGACAGUUGUGAUACCGGGGGCGAGAAUGAAGAAGACCAAGACAAGAAGCCGAGUCUACCUGAACUCCAUCCAGACGCUUUUGUUUUCGAGGAUGUAGAGCCGCUCACGCCAAUCGACGAUUCUAGUUACAGAUGGCCGGAGUUGAGCGCUGAGGAUACCGCUCCCAAGCGCAGCGAUCGUGGUGUUGUCGUCAAGGACGACGGCUUCAGGUUGUGUAUUCGCAAGGGAGGUAAAGAGUGGGUACGGCUGAAGACACCAAGGAUGGUACGAGAGGCUCGAACGGGGACCCGAUCUACUUAAGGAGCAUUAGUUAGUGUUCAAAGAACGGGAGGACAUUAUCCGGUGCCUAGACCUCUGUCGGUUUGGGCCAUCUCCUGUUCAAGUACUCCAGGCGAUGAGUGUCGCGUCGUGUCGCGUCUUUUGAACAUUUCCAAGUAUUUUAGGAACAAGCCAGACUUACCACCAAGCAUGUCCUAGAUGGCCUAUAUCUUCAAAGCAACUUCGCG
This is a messenger RNA of Dothidotthia symphoricarpi CBS 119687, 1910 nucleotides long. RefSeq lists its product as uncharacterized. The record is from RefSeq and is a predicted model, not a curated record. Lineage: Eukaryota; Fungi; Ascomycota; Dothideomycetes; Pleosporales; Dothidotthiaceae. The transcript has 2 exons. The coding region runs from base 85 to 1704 and encodes 539 amino acids.